AUGGCUUUCUUCUCCGGGCUCUCAAGCUCUAUCGGCCGGCGGCUGCUCCUCUAUGGGCUACGCCAUAUCGAUAUAUUUGACAAGGACCCUGCCGACUUCGUGAGCGUCGACGUAGGAAAACGGACUACACUCGAGGUUCGGGACGUCGGGUUGCACAUCAAGAAACUGGUAACACUAUUACACCUCAAACUCCCUCCCGAAAUCCAUCUGUCGAAAGCGCGAGCCUCCCUACUCCGUGUUACCUUCGUCCUCGACUUCGGCGUUCCCCAGAUAUCGAUAGAGGUAGACGGCAUACAAAUCCAAGCCAGGCUAAUAGAGACUACCGAGGAUACAUUGUCAUCUCAUCCCAAUCAGCAACACACCCGGUCACCGUCUUCGCCACCUCCAAGGUCAGUUUCGGCUUCCGUUACCCGCAGCAACCAGAGCGACAAUGGCUCUGACGACGACGACGAGCAUGUGCCGACAGUGGACGAGUUGGCCAAGUCAUUCAUAAAAACGGAGCCUGUUGAGGAGAUUCGCGAGCUGCAGCAGGAGCUAGAGUCUCAGUCAGAGUACAUGCAAGAAUCCGUCGCAUCGAGUGACGAUGGUGACGAAGCUUCUGCAGGCAUCGGGGCUCCUCUGGCGCUUCCGGCAUACCUGCGCAAUAUUCUGAACACCGCACUAGAUCGCCUGAGUAUAACCGUUAAUGAUAUUGACAUGGAAGUGGAGGAUCACUUGUUGAGAGACGCCGUGGAUCCGUUAAAGCUAGAUCAGAGCUCGCCUGUAUCUCUCAACUUCCACGUCGAGCGUAUAGCAAUAGAUUCGAUAACUUCCAAAGAUGUACGCGUCGAAGUUGGGUCCGCAACAUCAUCUCCCGAUACUACGAAGCUAGGUAAGCGGAGAAUGCGCGUAGACAACAUUUGCGGGCGCUUGGUAUUUGAUGUCGAAAACUUCGCAUCUGUAUCGAGAUUUUCGCAGCCAUCGUCUCCGAUCACAACUCGAUCCCAAGUGUCAAUUAGCGAAGCCACCACCAGCGAACCUGCAUCGAGCCGCAUUCAAGGCCAGUCUGUGCAGUCUAGCCAGUCCAUGCAGUCUGACCGGUCCAUGCAAGAGGAAGGAAUUAGCCCCGUGCAGUUGCCGGUAGACGAAGAGGCGCAUUCUAGCCCGAGAGCCUCGCCAACACAGGUCCACAAUGUAUACUCUAGUGAAGGGAUUGUGUCGCCAGACCGUUCCAGAACCCCCGAGCUGGCGAUGCUGGAAUCCUCGGUACAUACUGUAGACGACGAUCGUUUUGCAGACGCUAGUUCCGAUGACGGCCUAGAAGUACCUUCCGUGGGGAGUCUGCCCGAUCAAACCCAUCGACUUUCACACGUGCGUGGUCUGAAUGGAAGCAGUAUACUAUACGACGACGACGGCUUGCUUGAUUACGCCAUGCAGAAUAAUAUGCUCGACUCUCACUUCGAUGACACACCAGCAGUUGAACAAUCGUCAGAAAUGGAGGCUUGGCAGGUAGAUGGCGCCAGCUCAAGUCGGCACACUUAUGUCUCAGAAGCCGCUAGCGAGGCCUCGAUAUCCAGUUUACCCACUGUGUCUGCUCUGGGCCGCUCUUUCCAUGCUCCAAGUGCGACCGACUCAUCAUCUGGAUCGAGGUAUGCCCAAGCAACCUACUCCUCCACUGACAAUCUAGCGGCAGCACAUGAGCACAUAACUCAGGAGACAGAAGAUUCUCCCGAGAGUACACAUCAGCAGUUCGAAUCAUCACCAUCGCCAGAACAAGAUUUGGCCGAGUCCAAAUUCUUCACGCACGAUGAGGCUGAGAGCAUGUACAUGAGCGCCGUGAGCGCGACUCCAGCCGAGAGCUCGCACUCCGGGCAUGUUCCUGGAGGCUGGGACUCAUCAUCGGCUUCCAGUAAGGAUUCCAAUUCACAGAGGUCGGCAUCCAUACCACAGGGUAUGACCUACCAUAGCAUACUAGCGCCUCUACCAGAAACAGACGAAGGUUGCGAGACUCCUCGCCCGGGAAGUCGCCAGAGUUCGAUCUCACCGCCAAGCUCCGAGCCUGCAAAAUCCCCUCUGCCCGACGUUCCAGCUCUUCGAAAGCAAGCGAAACGAUUUCUUACCAUCGAUGAGAUAACUGUUUGGUUCCCUCUGGCCCUUGAUGACAAAGAGCGCAGUGACGCUACAAGUGUGGAUGCUACACCAACAGCAGGUUUCGACUUCAAGCCAUCACACCUGGGUGAAGAUUCCAUCUUUGCCGAGAUGCCUGGGUCUUUUUCCAACUAUGCGUAUGCUUCUUCGCAUCGACAAAAGCCCUCGUUAGAAGCAUCAUCCCGUGGACGGCCCACUCCGGAAGCAUUACAUGCCUCCCGUCCACCAGUACAGCCGAAGCUGGCAAGUACACCUUCAAUUGUUAUCGAUCUUGGCAAUGUAGUGGGACACAUAGAUCUUUCGACUGGUCGCACCAUGGCUGGCAUGUUUGCUCGGGUAAUGCAAGCUCUAAAUGGUGCGCCGCCUUCGGAGGAGAAGGUGGUAGACCCCGAAUCGACAGCAGCUGAGAAGGAUUCUGCUAGGAGUCUUGGAAUCACUAUUCAGCACGUUGCUCUAUCGUGGUUAGAGAACAUCUUGACCGAGUCUUUCCAGGAAGGGCGAGUUGCGAAUCAGCAGCUCGAUCUCAAACCGAUGGAUGCAAUUCUGAGAAUCAAUCUCUCCACGAUACACCUCAAUAGUCAGAGCAGCAGUCAUACUUCGCGAUCGCAAGUCCGGAUUGGUCAAUUUGUCCUCGCGUCCUUGGACAAAGAUAUCAUCUAUUUCCACAGCUCGCGACCGAGAUCCAAACGCUCAGCCAAUAGUUUGCCGGAACAGCCCAGUCACGACAUAGAAGUUGACUAUGAGCAAGGGAAAGACAAUCGCAUCACCAUCGUUACACGUCCAUUGAAGGUCAUGUUCGAUAUCCAGAAGUUGGAUGAGGCACUCGGCUCUUUCGGAGGCUUCAGUGGCAUGCUUGAAUUGAGUAACUCUAUCAACUCGACUAGCACAAUUCAGAGUCCUGUCUUGUCUCCAGCACGUUCUCGGCCUCGCGGCGUUCACUUCGGUGACGGUUUACCUCCACCCGCAAAAUUACCGCCACCAUCCGCAAAGCCUCCUAAGAUCCAAGUCCAGUUCGGCGAAGUCUCCUUCACGCUUAAGGGAAAGACUUGUUCUAUGCAGCUGCAGACGACAUCUGUGCGCAUUGCUGUACGGCAAAGCAACGUGCGCCUCAAAGUCUCCGAGAUCCAGCUCUCUGGUCCCUAUACAGAGCCUGUUCAAAAAACCGCACCUUUGGUUGCAGAGUUGAAGGGCACUACGAUAAAUUUUCUAUUUGCACCCGAAGAGACCGAUCUAGCGAGACUCAUCUCCUUGAUUACGCCAUCAAAGGAUCCUUAUGAAAAUAACGAUGACAUCCUAAUCGAAACGUUACUACGCCAACGGAGAAAGGGUUCAGUGAUCCGAGCUGAGAUUACCGAAGUUGGAGUUCGGAUCUCGGAUAUUCAGCACAUGAAGACUCUAGAAAAUCUUGGUGCAGAGCUAGUGCGAUUGUCAAAGGUUACAAAAUAUUUGCCAGACGACGAUCGACCUGGCCUCCUCAGCCUUGUAUCAGUGAAGCAGUUGGAUGCCCGGGUAUUGGUAAACGAGAAGCUAGGGAAUAUUUCGGUCGUCCUGCGAGAAGCUGCACUCGCACACGUCGGUGUUCCGGCUUUACUGGCUGUUGAAGUUGGCAAGGUAACUGUUUGUCGAGACGACGAAGUAUUGAUCCAUGAAGUUGUAAAGCUCCGCCAAUCAGAACAGUUACCCGUUCUCAUGCUGAGAAUGGUGGGUGAUGAGAUGGAGCCCAUGGCGAAAUUAAAAUUCUUCAACCUCUGCGUUGAGUACCGAGUUAGCACUGUUAUGGCAGCUUUGGGAAUAUCCGAGGAUGGCACAGUCGACGAGAUUGCUCAGGGCCUAGCAUCGAGCGUCGCAACCAUCACAGGUGCAUCCUCGCCCAAAACUCUCAGUCGAAAAUCUUCUCAAGCGAUUUCGCCAACAACAGCCACUCCUCAGCCGCUGCAGAUCGACCUGCUAUUGAGGAAUUGUGCGAUCGGCCUAAAUCCUCGAAAGUCGAAAUCUAAAGGUCUAUUCAUACUUACAGAAGCACACGUUGCGGGCAAACAAGCAAAAGACGACUACUCCAUUACGGUAGACCUCCGGAAAGCUUCGAUGCACGCUAUAGACGACACAGCGCGUCUGGAAGAGGAGCACGAACCUGCUUCACCAUUUCCCCCUUCAAAUGGCCAUCUCCAAGCGCUCAAUAAACUAGGCUACGUCUCUUUAAGCUCAAUUUCGGCCGCUAAAGUGUACGUCAACAUUGGAGGCGAUGGCAAAGAAAAGCCACAGUUGGUGGAUGUCGAGUUCAAGAAUGAGUUAUUUGUUAUUGAAUCAUGCGCAGAUUCUACACAGACGCUCAUCACAAUUCUGAAUGGCCUGCAGCCACCAACAGCACCUUCCACUGCAGAGCAAUAUCGGACAGUAGUACCUCUGCAACAGAUGAUGGAGUCGUUCACUGGCGACGAAUUGGUUCAAGACGAAGAACUUGGAGCUGUCGACUUCAUGAGUAAUGCUGAUCUAGUCGAGGACGAUGUGCCAACGAAUCUUGAGUUUGUCGGAAGCAUCUACAACUCGCAGUCCUUACCUACGCAUGAGGAAAUGGGUGACAGCUUACUUGGCGAAGACGAUCUUAGCGCUUUAGCUACGCCACCCAUGACCCGUCAACGUGGCGAUCGAGCUCUUCUAGAAAGCUUCCAGGAAAAGUACGAGAUCACCCAAGGCGAAGAAGACUUCGAUUUCAGCGACGAAUACUUUGGAGAGUCAAAGGUAGAACCAAAGGGUAAAGCCCGUAAAUGGGACUCUGCCAAGAACCAAUAUCACCUUUCAAAUGAGUUUAAGACCCCAGACGCACCGCUGAAAGUGCGAGUGCGCGACGUCAACGUCAUCUGGAAUCUGUACGAUGGCUACGAUUGGCCUCGAACACGAAGCGUCAUCACCCAAGCCGUGGAUGAUGUAGAGGCUCGCGCAGAGGAGCGGCGUCGCAAAGCAAAAGAAGAGGAUGAUGACGAUGACUUCAUCGAAGAAGACUUCCUCUUCAACUCUGUUUGGAUUGGUGUGCCUGUCAAGGAGGAGAAGGGAGCUCUUGCUCGGCGUAUUAACCACGAUAUCGACGAUCUUGCCAGCGAAUCGGGCAGCUACGCAACUUCGACGGCAACGCGCUCCACAGGAGCUACUGUGCGGCCCCGUAGCACAACUAAGUCCAAGCGUCGUCUCAAGCUCCAGCGCAGCAAACACAAAAAGAUUGCAAUCUCACUCAAGGGCGUCGCCGUCGACCUCGUCGUCUUUCCGUCUGACACGGGUGAGACGAUCAAUUCCAUCAACGUACGCGUGCAAGACCUGGAGGUUUUCGACCACGUUCCCAGUUCUUCAUGGAAGAAAUUUGUCACAUGCGCCAUCGAUCCAGAUACGAGAGAACUCAUUCGACCGAUGAUUAAUCUCGAACUCGUCACAGUCAAGCCAGUCACCGAUCUGGCUGCAUCUGAACUUGUCAUCAAGGUAACCGUACUUCCACUCCGCUUGCAUGUCGAUCAAGACGCGUUAGACUUCAUUACACGUUUCUUCGAGUUCAAAGAUGAUUCCACGCCAGCUAGCACCCCUGCUGUCGACGAACCCUUCAUUCAGCGGUUAGAGGUGAUGGCGGUCAACAUGAAGCUGGACUACAAGCCCAAGCGUGUGGACUAUCGCAGUCUUCGGUCCGGUCACACAACCGAGUUCAAAAACUUCCUGAUACUAGACGGUUCGGAUAUCAUCUUGCGCCAUGCUAUCGUGUAUGGAAUCACGUCAUUUGACAAGCUUCACAAGACUCUUAACGAUGUCUGGAUGCCGGAUGUUAUGGACAACCAGUUACCGGGCGUACUGUCGGGCUUGGCAGCUGUGCGACCCCUCGUGAACGUCGGUUCCGGCCUCAAAGACCUCGUUGUUGUGCCAAUGCGUGAGUACAAGAAAGACGGUCGGAUCGUGCGAAGUCUACAGAAGGGCGUGUACGCAUUCGCCAAAAAUACCACAUCGGAGGUAGCGCGUCUAGGUGCGAAAGUAGCAAUCGGUACUCAGAACCUGCUCGAGGGCGCUGAGGUAUUCCUGAAUCCACAGACUGCCUCGCCAAGUGGCCACCAAUCUCUCGACUGGGAUGGUGAAGAUCCCAAUUCUGAUACCGAAGAGCCACGUGCCGUGUCAAAUUACGCUAAUCAGCCAAUUGGCGUGCGCGCUGGUCUCCGUAGUGCAGCUCGACACCUUGAGCGUGACUUGCUUACUGCUCGAGACGCGGUAAUAGCGAUACCUGCAGAGGUUAUGGAAGAGGGUAGCGGAACGGGUGUUGCAAGGGCGCUUGCUCGACAUGCACCAACUGUUAUACUACGGCCUGCGCUGGGUGCUACAAAAGCGCUAAGUAAUGCCUUGCUAGGUGUUGGUAACGCACUUGAUGCUGGAUCAAGGCGUAAGAUUGAAGAUAAAUACAAAUCUUACUAG
Messenger RNA from Alternaria atra, 6564 nucleotides. RefSeq lists its product as uncharacterized. Bases 1 to 6564 code for a protein of 2187 amino acids. The transcript is spliced from 4 exons. The record is from RefSeq and is a predicted model, not a curated record. Gene Ontology annotation, molecular function: phosphatidylinositol-3-phosphate binding. Gene Ontology annotation, biological process: reticulophagy; piecemeal microautophagy of the nucleus; autophagy of mitochondrion. NCBI's taxonomy places the organism in Eukaryota, Fungi, Ascomycota, Dothideomycetes, Pleosporales, Pleosporaceae. Gene Ontology annotation, cellular component: phagophore assembly site; extrinsic component of membrane.